Trypanosoma grayi is the source of this 429-nucleotide messenger RNA. RefSeq lists its product as hypothetical. The record is from RefSeq and is a predicted model, not a curated record. The transcript has a single exon. Bases 1 to 429 code for a protein of 142 amino acids. NCBI's taxonomy places the organism in Eukaryota, Euglenozoa, Kinetoplastea, Trypanosomatida, Trypanosomatidae.
AUGGUGGCAUCUCUCGCACUUAUGGGAAGCAUUCGCAAGGUUUCUUUUUUUGUAAAGCCAAUUGCACAUGAGUUUUUCGCAGCUUGCGACAGGAAUCGUCCGGUAACUUAUGCUGUUACUGUGCUUAGGCGGCAAUGCAUCUUUGAUCCCUUUAUGAUUUUAACUACAACACGCGGCAAAACCAGUAAAUGUUUUGAAAUCAAGUUCAAGAAGUAUGUAUACGCACGUUCAGCACAACGUGACGUACCUAUGGCGAGGUGGAAGGGCAGACGGCCGCGCAGGUAUUCACAGCCUUCAUGUGGCGAAAUGGGCUUUUUGAUUUUUCCUUUUGCGCACACCCAUUGGGGUCGCCAGAUAUGCAGCCUCACAUCGGCGGCCCCCUCGCAAUGGAGGGAAGCACGCCAGUUGCAUGAAUGGGGGGGGGAAUAA